Messenger RNA from Aspergillus pseudoviridinutans, 906 nucleotides. RefSeq lists its product as uncharacterized. The record is from RefSeq and is a predicted model, not a curated record. NCBI's taxonomy places the organism in Eukaryota, Fungi, Ascomycota, Eurotiomycetes, Eurotiales, Aspergillaceae. The coding region runs from base 1 to 906 and encodes 301 amino acids. The transcript has 4 exons.
AUGACAGCAGAAUCAACAAACGAUGACCCGCAGUUUGCGUUUAACUUUGCCGACACACCAGAUGACACCAAAAAAGAUGAAAGGCCUAAGGCCAAAAAGGUCGAAUGCACCAAGAAGGAAGUCCAAGCUAUCCUUAACCUCCAAGGCAAGGAAGAGUGGCUGGAGUGGCUGAGAUCCGACAUGCGCGGUAAGGGAAUUAGUGAGAUACAGAGCAGAACGGUCAAUGGUGAGGCGCACCGCAUGCAGAAGUACAGCACCGGCUGGCUUGUGGAGAUCCACGCACCAUUGCAUAUUGAAAAGCUACAUGGCGGGAUGGCGGUGAUGGGAACAAAACAGCAAGGUGAGGGUGUCACUCUAGGAAAGGGAAAGGCGAAGUCAUCAGAUGGACCAUCAAAGACCAAAAAGGCGAGGGAUGAUGGAGACACAAUGAGGAGUAGAGCGCAGCCGGGCGAUGACAGACAAUCAGCAAACAGCACGACAAUGAUACAUGGGAACACAGGCAGCCAGGACAAGGAUGUAGAGAGUGAGGACGAGGUGCAGCUGAGCGAAGACGAAGAAGAAGACGACAUACCAAGCCUUGCUGUGUCGCCAUGGAAGGCAGGGAAGAAACCGGACGUGUUUGAUCCGACAGAGACCUACUGGAAGUUUCGGCGCAUCGUUGGAGCACUCAAAUAUGUUGAACUCGCCCCAGAGGUGGCAACUGCAGAUGCGAUUACUCUCACCGAUCACGAGACUGACCCCACGACUCAGGAAAACACGGAGUUCGACCCGCCAUCAACUAGCCCGGGGGGUGAGAAUGGCGCCAGGCCAGCAUCCACCUUCGAUAGCUCCAAGUACGUUAAUGUAUUAGCGUAUGAAAGCGAACUCACAGUGCAAAUUGACGCCAGGAUUAUGGAUCUUGGAUGA